AUGUGGAAACUCAAGGUCGCCGAAGGCCAUGGGCCAUGGUUGUUCAGCACCAACAACUUUCUUGGUAGACAAAUUUGGGAGUAUGAUCCUGAUCUCGGGACUCCAACGGAGCGAGCACAAGUUGAAAAAGCUCGGGAAGAAUAUCGUAAGAAUCGAUUCAGAAUUAGACCUAGCAGUGAUAUUCUGGUUCGAAUGCAGCUCAUCAAAGAAAACCAGAUUGAUCUGACCAUACCCCCAGUGGAAAUCGGAGAAACUGAAGAAGUCACCCAUGAAAUAGUUACAACGUCUUUGACUAAAGCCGUUCGAUUACUUUCAGCCAUCCAAGCUCACGAUGGCCACUGGCCUUCAGAAAAUUCAGGUCCAUUGAUUUAUACAACUCCCAUGGUAAGUUCUCUUUAUAUUCGUGUUAGGGUGUGUUUGUUUUGCGGAUAA
Ilex paraguariensis (yerba mate) is the source of this 432-nucleotide messenger RNA. Lineage: Eukaryota; Viridiplantae; Streptophyta; Magnoliopsida; Aquifoliales; Aquifoliaceae. The record is from the annotation of a GenBank genome assembly.